AUGACCCGUGGAUCCACACGUGACUCACUAAGCGAGGCGGCUGAGUCAGCCGCACCGCACUCAAAUGCGUCUCAGGCCGCCCACACUUCAUCUUUCUUCUUACUAUCUUUCUUCAUCCUCGCAGAAAUCCAAAUAAACUACUCGCCCCCUCCAUCUCAGCGCACCAUGAUCGGGCUCAUGUUUGAACACUAA
Penicillium soppii is the source of this 192-nucleotide messenger RNA. RefSeq lists its product as uncharacterized. The transcript has 2 exons. The record is from RefSeq and is a predicted model, not a curated record. Bases 1 to 192 code for a protein of 63 amino acids. NCBI's taxonomy places the organism in Eukaryota, Fungi, Ascomycota, Eurotiomycetes, Eurotiales, Aspergillaceae.